Microplitis mediator is the source of this 5180-nucleotide messenger RNA. RefSeq names its product protein polybromo-1 (gene polybromo). Lineage: Eukaryota; Metazoa; Arthropoda; Insecta; Hymenoptera; Braconidae. Gene Ontology annotation, cellular component: RSC-type complex. The record is from RefSeq and is a predicted model, not a curated record. Gene Ontology annotation, biological process: chromatin remodeling. Gene Ontology annotation, molecular function: protein binding; chromatin binding. The transcript has 14 exons. The coding region runs from base 178 to 5085 and encodes 1635 amino acids.
AAUAUACAAUACAAUACAAGUAAAAGUAAACUCAGGGUUAUGGCGUCGGAUGGAUUCUGUGUCACAUAAAUUCAACAUAAAUUUGUUUAUACACGAGGUUUUUUUUUGUAUGUUUAUUAGAUGGUUAUCAUAAAUGCAAAAAUUGUUAUAAAAUUCAUAUGAUAUAGUUGAGUUACGAUGCAUAAACGACGUAGAACAUCAUCUGUUGCUAGCAGAGGUACAGAAGAUGAUCCUGAGGAAGUAAUACCUGAGCCAACUAAACGAAGAAAAAAACUAGAUCCUAGUGACUUGUGCCAACAAUUGUAUGAUAUUAUAAGAAAUCAAAAAAAGGAAGACGGAUCUCUGUUGUGUGAUGCAUUUAUCAGAGUGCCAAAGAGACGACAAGAGCCAAGAUAUUAUGAAGUUGUUUCAAAUCCCAUUGAUUUGUUGAAAGUUCAACAAAAAUUAAAAACCGAUGAGUAUCGCGAUAUGAAAGAUUUAGCUGCUGAUAUUCAAUUAAUGGUAAAUAAUGCAAAGGCAUUUUAUAUGCGCACAUCACCAGAGUACAAAGAUGCUACAGAUUUAUGGGAAUUGUGUGUAAAUACUAAAAAUCGUAUAAUGGAUGAGUAUGAAGAAACAGAACCAAAAGGUAAAAUAAUAUUGAAAGUUGGUAGAUUGUCAAGAAAAGCAACAGUUAAACAUCCAGAUGAUACUGAAGAUACUUCCGAGAGUUCAACAAAUCCUGAUGAAGAAUCAAUGCAACCUUACGAAGAUCUUUUUACUACGGUUAUGACAGCAACUGAUCCUACUGAUAAUAACAGAGUACUACAUUCAGUAUUUCAAUUAAAACCAUCUAAAAAACUUUAUCCAGAAUAUUAUGAAGUCAUUGACACGCCAAUUGAUUUAAAAACAAUAGCGAUAAAAAUUCAAGAAGGUCUUUAUAAUAAUCUUAGUGAAAUGGAAUGUGAUUUAAUGCUUAUGUGUCGUAAUGCAUGUCAGUUUAAUGAACCAGGUUCACAAAUUUAUAAAGACGCUAAAAUAUUAAAAAAAAUAAUAUCUGCUGCUAAAAAACAAGACGGUGGUACGAGUAGUGUAUUUUCAAAUAAAUUAACAACACCUUCAACUCGUAGUAAACGAGGUAGUCGUAGUUUUGCUCAAUCAUUAAUUACGCAAACUGCAACGUUGAUGGAUGAAGACGAAGAGAGUGAUGACGAAGAUGAUGAAACAGCUGAAAUUGAAGAAUCUGAUAAUCCGCAGUGGUUGUUAUUUCAAACAAUAAGAACUGCGCCAAACAAGCAAGGAAUAAGAAUGAGUGAAUUUUUCUGGAAAUUACCGUCCAAACGAUUUUAUGCUGAUUAUUACAAAAUGAUUAAAAAUCCUAUUUCUUUAUUACAAAUUAGAUCUAAAAUUAAAAAAGGAGAGUAUGGUACUGUCAGUGAAGUUGCUGGUGACAUGAAUAUAAUGUUUGAAAAUGCUAAAAAAUAUAACGUUCAUACAUCACGUUUGUACAAAUGUGCUGUGAAAUUACAAAAAAUAAUGCAAGAAAAAGUACAGGAGCUUUUAGAAUUUGAUCAAGAUUCAGAUUCAGAUUGUGAAUCAGAAUCAAAUUCUCAAACAAAAUUAAUAAAACGUGCCUCAAAUGUUUUGACUCGUGGAAAAUAUAAAGACAAUAUACCAUUAAAAAAGCGUUUAUACGCAUUAGUUAAGUGUGUCAUAGAAUACGUGUGUGAGGAUGGUCGUCAGCCAAUGUUAAUGUUUAUGGAAAAACCAUCAAAAAAAAUCUACCCAGAUUAUUAUCAAGUUAUUACCGAUCCAAUAGAUAUGCUUGCAAUCGAGGCAAACAUAAAAGCCGAAAAAUAUCAAAAUGAAAAUGAAUUAAUACAAGAUUUUAAAUUGAUGUUCAAUAAUUGUCGUCAAUAUAAUGAAGAAGGAUCAUUAAUAUAUGAAGAUGCAAAUACAUUAGAAAGAGUAUUGAUGGAUAAAGUGAGAGAAUUAGGUCCUCUACCAGAUUCAAAAUCAUCUGGAUCUAUCAAGUCAGCAACAUCAACACCAACACGUAAUGUAGGAAGACCAAAGAAAGUAGUACCGCUCCAUCUACAAAAAUUACGUACGAUGUAUGAUACCAUAAAAGAAUAUCAUGAUUCGAAAGGCCGGCAAUUAUCAUUAAUAUUUAUGAAAUUACCAAAUAAAAAUGAAUACCCAGAUUACUAUGAAGUUAUUAAGCAGCCAAUGAAUAUGGAAAAAAUAGCAUCAACAUUAAAAACUAACGGUUAUGAAAGUCUAGAAGAAUUAGUAUCUGAUUUUAUAUUGAUGUUUGAUAAUGCCUGCAAGUACAAUGAACCAGAUUCUCAAAUAUAUAAAGAUGCCUUAAUUUUACAACGAUUGGUAUUACAAACAAAACUUCAAUUGAGUGAAGACGAUGAAAGUGUUCCAGACGUGCCUGCAGCCGUACAAGAAAUAUUAGCGACUAUUUUUACUGCUCUGUACAAUCAUCAGGAUGAAGAAGGCCGAUGUUAUUCAGAUUCAAUGGCAGAGUUACCAGAGCAUGAUAUUAUUGAUGGUAAAAAAAUACGUGGACUUUCAUUGGAUUUAAUAAAACGUCGAUUAGAUCGCGGUGUUUACAAACGCUUGGAUAGAUUUCAAGAGGAUAUUUUUACGUGUUUAGAAAGAGCUAGAAAAUUAUCACGAAGUGAUUCUCAGCCAUUUGAAGACAGUGUUGAACUUCAGGCAUUUUUUCUUCGUACUCGUGAUGAAGUAACACGUAGUGGUGAUCUUUUACAUUCACCGGCAUUAAAUUAUUCUUUGAUUGAUUUAUCAAACCAAGUUGCUGAAUUGAAACGCAUAAAACAUCAACAAGAAUCAAAUUUAUCACCCGAAGAAGAAAGCUGCGACGGUAAUGAAACCAAAGAGUCUGGAUCAAGUCCUGUAGCCAGUGGUAAUGGCAGUGAAAAUGGUGGAUCUAUGAGUUUUAAUCAAGAAAUUUAUCGUGCUGGUGACUUUGCUUAUAUCGAACCUGGGGAACGAGGCAUGGAACCGAGUGUUGUGCUUAUUGAGAGACUCUGGACAAAUUCUGAAGGACAACAAAUGCUCUAUGGUAACUUAUUUUACAGGCCUAGUGAAACCUAUCAUGUAGCAUCACGUAAAUUUAUUGAUAAAGAAUUAUUUAAAAGUGAUGCUCAUAUUGCCGUACCUUUAUCUAAAGUUGCUGGUAGAUGUUGUGUAUUGAGCGUAAAAGAUUUUUUUCGAAUGCAACCAGAAGGAUUUCUUGAAAAGGAUGUUUAUGUUUGUGAAUCGAGAUAUUCAACACGUGCACGGGCAUUUAAAAAAAUAAAAGUAUGGAAUUUUGAUCCAGAUCAUUUGAAACUAGUCUCACGUGAAAAAACAUUAGAACCUAAACGUAUUAUAUCGGUUUAUAAAGAACGAUUAGAAAAACAUAAAGAAGAAAUUGCUGAAUUAGAAGAAGGUGAAAAACUUACAGAAAAAGAAAAACCAAAUGUUAUAUUAUUUAAUACUGAUGACUUAGACAACACAUAUUAUGAACAAUAUAAUACGUGUACGGGUAUUAUUAAAACUGGAGACUUUGUUUAUGUUGCUACUGAUGGUGGUAGACAACAAAUAGCUCAAGUUGAUUCAAUAUGGUCGACUAAAGAUGGUAAAUGUUAUUUUAAAGGACCAUGGUUACUUACACCAUCUGAAAUUCCUCAUGCGCCGACAAAAUUAUUUUACAAACAAGAAUUAUUUCUCUCUGUAACCGAUGCAACACAUCCGUUUGUUGCUAUUAUGGGAAGAUGUGCUGUUUUAGAGUACGGAGAAUACAUUUGCUGCCGACCAACAGAAAUACCAGAAGAUGAUAUUUUUAUUUGCGAAUCAAUUUAUGAUGAGACUAAAAAUUUCAUUAAAAAAUUACCUCAAGAUGGACUAAAAAAAUAUACACAUACGUCUUCUGUAACGCAAGACGAAAUUUAUUUUUUCCGAAGGCCAAUAAAUCCCGCUAAAGUAUCAAGUGAUGUGGCACAGACACAUUUGCCAGUCAAGUCUGUCACGUCCAGUACAGCUCAUUUUGAAAUGGAUGCGUCACCAUUGCUACCGAAGCUGGAACCUGAAGUACUAGGCAUCGGAGUAGGUGAAGACAGCAUGGAUGCAGGCGGACCACCGUCCGUGGGCUCCACUGAAGCUCAACCGGUGCUCGCCAAUGCCCAAACGCCUGUAUCGACUAAAAAGAAAACAACGGGUAAGAAAUUAGUUACGGGGUAUAUUUUAUAUUCGAGUAAAAUGCGAACGCAGAUUACACAAAACAAUCCCGAUUCGACCUUUGGAGAGAUUAGCAGAAUUGUUGGUAACGAGUGGAGAAAAUUACCAGCGGGUGAAAAACAAGUAUGGGAAGAAAGAGCAAUGAAGAUGAACGAGGGUGCUGAGAGUAGAGCUUUGGCAUUGACUAUCGGCACACCAGUGGACCAAGUUUUUGAAUGUUGCUGGGACAGUUGUGAUUGGCAAUUUGAGGACAUGACAGAUUGUAUAGAUCACUGUAUUGCUGAACAAAAUGGACAUGUGCAAUCGUCUUUUAUUAACGCUCCAUCUGAUGUAGAGUUUCAAUGUCAGUGGAGAGGUUGUGGUCGAACAAAAAAAAAUGUGCCUCCUUUUCCAAGUGUACAAAGAUUGGCGAGGCAUGUUAAAGAGCUGCACAUACUAAAAGGAAAUGGUCGUAUUAUACCACCUAGUGAACGAAGCAAAAAUUAUAUGGCAUCCAAAGGACCUACGAUAUUACCACCAAUGGAUAAUGCAACUGCGACACAAACUGCAACUACACCAGCAUCUAAACAACCAGAUCCACUUUUUAUCGCAGUUCCACCCCGGCCAAGUAGAGUUUUACAUUCGGAUGCGUACUUAAGAUAUAUUGAAGGAUUGAAUGUUGAAAAUCGUUACAUAUCUAAUUGGGAUAAGCAAAUGAAUGCGAGUCCUGAAAAUACGCAAAUUCCGGAUGUUACUAAAUUGCAAGCAGAUUGGCUCGGAAAUGGAGUUGGUAAUCAUGGAAAUGUUGUAAAUGCCUUGUGGACACUCAGAAAUAUGAUGAUGCGCGAUGUGUUAGCCAUAAAUAAAACUUUAUAGUUUAUAAAACGUUAAAACAUCUAUAUUCGUUUAUAUAUUAUAUAUGCUGACCUUGAUUUAUAAAAUGAAAUAGAAAAAAAAAAGAAAUUAAUAAA